AUGAAAGCCCUUUGUGACAUUUGUAAAAGCCUCGAUCUACAUAAGCUCAAUAACCGAAAACCACAAAAAUACGCUUUCGGAACAUGGGGCGACGUCAAGAAACGGUCGAUCACCUGCCCGUUCUGCUACCUCGUCCUGUGCUCCUCACCCGGAAGAGAGUACUGGGAAGGCCAAGCGCGCGUGCAGUGGAAGGAGGAAGGAGGCUACUUCACAGAAAAUCUGGUCGAGCACAUCGCCUUUCUCAACGAGGACACAUCGACGUCGCCACAUGGGACCGCGAGGAUAUUGGGGCCCCAGAUCGACGUGAAUUUGGUCAGAAAGUGGGUUAAACUAUGCGAGACGAACCACAGGGAUACGUGCGAGACGAAACUCGAGGUGGUUCGUACGCCCAGCAAUCCGGGUGGGCUGAAAGUCUUUCGCGUAAUCGAUGUCAUCGACAGUUGUCUCGUCGACGCGCGCCCGGGGAUCCGCUUCGUGCCCCUGAGCUAUGUGUGGGGCGAUGGAUUCGUGCCCAAGAUAAAGCUGACACGCGACACCGUGAAAAGUUUUUACACCAAGGGUUUCUUCCGCGAGGCAGGGCGGAAGGUGCCCACGACGAUCAGAGAUGCAAUGGCCUUUAUCGCCAAAGUGGGCGAGCGGUAUCUGUGGACGGACAGCCUGUGCCUUAUUCAGGAUGAACCGUCGGAUCUGGGGGAUGGGAUUUCGAAGAUGGACUUGGUGUACCAAUGUGGGGUGUUCACGCUCAUUGCGGCAAGUGGCACUGAUGCCGAUGCAGGCUUGCCCGGAGUCCACUCGGAUUCAUUGGCCGAUCCUAGAGUCGACGAGCAGUUGAAGGUGGAAGUGUUACCGGGAAUCAAGAUGACAAUAACCAAAGGUGUAUACGACAACUUUAUGUUCACAGCAUACAGGGAACGUGGAUGGACCAUGCAAGAACUCCUCCUAUCACAUCGUACGGUCAUCAUCACCCGAAAUAUGACAUUCUUCUGCUGCCGGAAGAAUACCUGGUCGGAAGACACGAUAUACGACAAAUAUCCAAAUGUGGUCAACACACUCGUAGACCCAAAAUCCGGAAACGGUGUCAUGUUCCUGUCCGAUAACGAGCCAAACCCUUGUGUCACCUACGGCUCAGAGCUAGCGAACUACUCUUCCCGCCGACUGAACAAAGAGUACGACGCUAUCAACGCCUUCACAGGGUUCCUCAACAGGCUGAAGAUCCAGUCCCACUCCGAUGUUCUCCAGGGCUUGCUCACGGUGCACUUUGAUAUCGGGCUACUUUUCACCGAUGUGGCUGCUCAUUCAGGCCCCCCAUCAACAGAUUAUGUCCGCCGAAAAGGUUUCCCGACCUGGUCAUGGGCAGGCUGGAGAGGCGAGAAGGGCGUGUUCGCCCGAAAAUGCAAGGUCCCUGACGACAUCAACCACUGGCUGAAGUAUAAUACAUACAUCGUCUGGUAUGUGCGCAGCCCAGAUGCGCCCCAACUAAAGCUGGUGUGGGAUUUUUCCUGCCAAUCGCAAUAUGGAAAACUUGAUUCGCAUCUCAUCGGAUACCGUCCCACCUUCGACAACCCCUACGGACACGCCCCGAACCCGGAGCUCAAGGGUCUUCAAAUCGAGCCGGAAGAGUCAAACAAGAAAAGGAUGGACACCAUUUACAGAGAAUUGAGAGAGCGAAAAUAUCCUCUCCUCCAUUUCUUCGCCCAUGUAGUUUUUGCGGCAAAGCUGGUGCCCCCAAAGCCCGACGGGUCCCAAGUCCACCAGGUCCUCGGUAUCGACGGUGGACGUUGUGGCUCCAUCUCCAUCGACGAUCGUGACCUCGUAAACGACGUCAGUGGUCCAUACGAGAUUAUACUUCUCUCGAAGGUUGACCAAUAUUAUGACUUUUUCUACAAGUCGGAGAUCAAUACAUCGAGUAAGGAGAAAUAUUGGGCGAUGUUGAUUAUGCGGGUAGGUUCUGAAAAAGUUGUUGCUGAGAGAAGGGGGCUUGGGUUUGUCUUCUUCAACACGGUUCACAGUAUGGUGGGCGGAAGGAAAUACUGGAAGGAAAUCGUCCUCGCAUAA
Molecule: messenger RNA, 2055 nt
Organism: Psilocybe cubensis
Lineage: Eukaryota; Fungi; Basidiomycota; Agaricomycetes; Agaricales; Agrocybaceae
Exons: 2
Coding region: 1-2055 (684 amino acids)
Source: RefSeq, a predicted model, not a curated record